Lycium barbarum (goji berry) is the source of this 1818-nucleotide messenger RNA. Its product is annotated as probable magnesium transporter NIPA8. Gene Ontology annotation, cellular component: membrane. The record is from RefSeq and is a predicted model, not a curated record. The transcript has a single exon. NCBI's taxonomy places the organism in Eukaryota, Viridiplantae, Streptophyta, Magnoliopsida, Solanales, Solanaceae. Gene Ontology annotation, biological process: magnesium ion transport. The coding region runs from base 508 to 1572 and encodes 354 amino acids. Gene Ontology annotation, molecular function: magnesium ion transmembrane transporter activity.
UAGAACGAAGAGACACCAGCUUUGAUUUUUCCUUAGUCAAAUUUGUCUACUCUUCUCCUCUGGCUGCUUCCAAUAGCAUUGUCGAGCUUCUUUAUUCUUUCUGCACAUAAUUUAAAUUUGCAGUCUCAAGAAAGAUAAAAUUUUAAUUAUAUGUGUAUAUAUUGACUAUCCACAACAAGAAAAAGGAAUUUCAUUUUAUGAUCCUCUUAGCUUCUGGCUUUCCUUCAAAUUUCUGACAACAAACGGUUUCAACCCUCCAUUUUUCGGCCAUAAUCCGGAUUCAAUUGAUCCAAUCGUCAGUACUAUGUUCACUGUGAACAAUCUUUGAGGCAGGGGCGAAACUACAUGAUUCAAAGAGGGUUCAAUUGAAUUCAAGUUAGUUGUGCAAUUAGAGUCUUCUAGUGUAUUAGCAAAACCGGUGGCUCAAAAAUUUCUUUAGGUCGCAGGUAUAAAUCUCUUGUAUUUUUAUUAGAAUUCCUGACUCCGCCUGUAAACCUUUUUCCAUCGAUGGGGGAUUGGGUAAUUGGAGCCUUAAUCAAUUUGUUAGGGAACAUUUUCAUCAACUUUGGAACCAACCUCCUUAAAUUAGGUCAUGAUGAGAGAAAGAAGCACUUUGUGCUGGCUAAUGUGGGAACAAAUGUAAGGGCUAGGAUGAAGCCUAUUAUAUACUUCCAAGCAUGGAGAGUUGGUAUUCUAUUCUUUGCUAUUGGAAAUUGUCUCAAUUUCAUUUCAUUUGGAUAUGCUGCUCAGUCACUUCUAGCAGCUUUAGGAUCUAUACAAUUCAUCUCAAACAUCGGUUUCGCCUACUACGUUUUGAACAAAAGAGUGACAAUCAAAUUACUGUUAGCCACUGCUUUUGUUGUCGUUGGAAACAUCUUCCUUGUAGCAUUUGGCAAUCACCAGUCCCCUGUUUAUACGCCAGAGCAAUUGGGUGAAAACUACACCAACAUUAUAUUUCUCUUUUACUGUCUCAGUUUGGUCUUAGUUGUUGCUUUACAUCAUUCAAUUUACAAUAGAGGAGAAGGGCAAAUGCUGGUUCCAUUUUCAUAUGCAGUUGUAUCAGGUGCCAUCGGAUCGUGUUCAGUAUUGUUCGCAAAGUCUCUUUCAAACAUGUUAAGAUUGUCAAUGUCUUAUUCAAUAUUCCACAGCGGGUUCACGUAUUCAAUGCUCCUGAUGUUUCUAAGUACAGGUGGAUUUUGGAUGGCGAGGUUAAAUGAAGGGCUUUCGCGAUUUGAUGCAAUACUUAUUGUCCCCAUGUUUCAAAUCGCUUGGACUUUCUUCUCCAUUUGUACUGGAUUUGUCUACUUUGAGGAGUACAAGGUGUUUGAUGCUUUAAGAACAACAAUGUUCAUUCUUGGAAUGAUGUCUGUGUUUGUUGGCAUUUAUUUGCUAGCGCCGGAUGAUGAUGAAUCAUCAAAAGAAGGUGAAGUAUUGAAGGAUGGUUCUUUAGUACUUUCAAAAAAUUCAAAUUUGUCGCAGGGUAUGGAGAGGCUGUUCAUCAUGCCAUCUAAAAACUCCCAAAUAAAGGACAUAGAGAUCAUUUGGACGAGUUAUGCUGAUGAAAACUGUUAAUAUGAUUGGACUAGGAGAACAGUGACAUUGGUUUGUUGGACGGAGAUGACAAUUGCACCAGCAUUAUCCCUCUCGUUGGAAGUUUAUAUUGUGUACAUAAAAGCAAUUUUUUGUGUAUAUAAAUUUGUAAAUUCCUUUUGACAUAAGAGAAGCUUCUACUAUAUUGGCAAAAGUAGCUUAAAGCAUUGUUGUAGGUUGCAAAUUAAACUCGAUCUCAGAUAUUGCAUUAUCUUCGCAUUUUUUGAA